Magnolia sinica is the source of this 2293-nucleotide messenger RNA. RefSeq names its product U-box domain-containing protein 26-like. Lineage: Eukaryota; Viridiplantae; Streptophyta; Magnoliopsida; Magnoliales; Magnoliaceae. The transcript has a single exon. The record is from RefSeq and is a predicted model, not a curated record. Gene Ontology annotation, molecular function: ubiquitin protein ligase activity. The coding region runs from base 897 to 2093 and encodes 398 amino acids. Gene Ontology annotation, biological process: protein ubiquitination.
UCGCAAAGGUAAGGACAGGCAUUGCUAUCUCUAGCGUUUGUAUGUUGGUGUUUUCUUCUGAUUCCUCCAACUAAGAUUGCACUUUUAUUAUUUUCUUUCCUUUUCUUGUUAACAUCUACCUUUUCCAUCACUCUUUCUGUUUGUCAGUAUACAUUGUCAUGAAUUGCAACCUUCUACCAUUCUAGUUAUCCAAAAUGCUUCUCAAAUAGCCCCUCUCUCUCUCUCUCCCUCUCUCGAAUUGUCGUUGGUGGAGUUUGCCUUUCUCUGCUAGUUAGCUAGUGGAACAGUUUUACAGUGAAAACCCACUUGUGGUUUUCCAUUUCUUGUUGGUUUCCAGGAUCAGUACAUCUAUGAUUUGAGAACCCUUUUCCACUUUUCCAUAUCUUGUUGAUUUUCAGUGUCAGGAGGGGGAUUCAUUCAAGAGCCACUUCUUGCAUUUUGAGUUUUUUUUUUUUCCUAGUUUUUAUAUAAAUAUCAGCUUUUUUUGGUGUCUUUGGGAGUUCUUUCAGCUCUGUAUUUCUGUUUAUUGUCUACCUUCAUUUUAGACAUUGAAUUCAGGACUCUUCUCUUUUUCCCCUCCUUUCUCUAUCUUGGAUCUUUGGAUAGAUAUUUUGUAGGAGAUUCCAAUCAUCAUUGGUUGAACUCCCCAUCUUUCAUUUCGAGUUUUUCCAAGUAUCUUAUAUAAGCAUAAGCAGGUCUUGUGUUUUUUUUGUAGUUUUCAAUUCAAUACUGCUUUUGAUUGUAUAUCAACAUCUUGGAUUUUGAAUCCAGUCCAGCAAUUCCUUUUUCUUCUCUCUUUUUCUUUUUCUUCUUUCUUUCUUUCCUUUUUAUAUUUUAUAUUUUUAUUUAUUUUUAUUUUUUUGGAUCUUUGGAUAGCUUUGAUAUAGGAGAAUCAAAUGAGCAUUCCUCCUCUAUUUAGAUGCCCCAUUAGUCUAGAUUUAUUCACUGAUCCUGUUACUCUUUGCACUGGCCAAACCUAUGAUAGGCCCAGCAUUGAGAAAUGGCUGGCAGAUGGAAAUGUUACAUGUCCUGUUACAAUGCAGAGGCUACAUGACUUAUCCAUGGUCCCCAACCACACUCUCAGGCAUUUGAUCGAUCAGUGGCUUCUCAUGGACUCGCAAUUCGAUCUCGAACACAUCAAAACCAUUGAUCCUGACCUUUCCUUGGCCGCCCUGAAAAGCAAGCUUCAAUCACAACAGACCACCAUUUUGACGAGGAUCCAAACACUCAGAAAGAUUCGAACUUUGUCAGAAGAAUCCGAGUCGAGACGAGUUUGUUUGAUCCAGUUGGGUUUCUUUCCCAUCCUACUACAAUUGCUGUUCGGAAACCAUCGUGUAGAAUCCAACCUCUCUUUACAAGAUUCAGAAUUCGCAGAAGAAGCUCUCAAUUGUCUGUUGAACUUAGCACCUUGUAGGAAAUUGGGUUGUCUGAAUAUGCUCAAAGAAACCUCUUGUUUAUCCUCUUUUUGCAUUUUAUUAGAACAGGGAAGCAUGAAGAUAAAGACGAGUCUAUGUUAUCUGGUGGAGUUGAUUUCAUCUACUAAUGAAACCAAAGACCUUUGUUUAAUACUCGGACAAACUGGAGCGAUUUUGCAUGGUCUAGUCUCUCUCCUACACCAAAAUUCUGAUCAAUGUGCUUCCGAUGCAGCAACUAAAGCUAUUUCAGGAUUAUGCUCUCUGAAAAUGAAUUGUGACAAUGUCAUUAGAGAAGGUGGAAUUGAUGGCCUCGUAACUUACCUUUCAGAUCCCAAUCCACGCUGCGUGUCAGGAGCUUUGGCCACACUUGAACUUCUCUUGGAGCUAGAGAGUGGCAAAAGGGCUAUGAUCAGUAACCCAGGAUCUGUUCAUGUCCUGGUGAAAUUGGUUUUUAGAGUAUCGGACCACGAAGGUAGUGAAAGCGCGGUUAGCUCACUUCUAGCCAUCUGUUACAACUCGUUGCAGAUUCGAGAAGAAGCGAUUAAUGCAGGAGUUAUACGACAGCUCCUUCUACUUCUUCAAAGCCAGUGCAGUGGCAGGGCCAAGACCCAGGCGAGGUUGUUGCUCAAGCUGCUUAGAUCCAUGUGGGCUGAAGACCCAAGCACUUGUAAUCUAUAGUACCACAUUAGUUGAUUUUCCUGGGUGUCUUGUUAUACUGCAGCAUAUCCCCCUCUUAAUAUUGCAAAAUAGCUUUUGUUUUUUAUGUUUUUGUAAUCAAUCACUCCAAGAUAACAUAUGGCAUUGAGGUGCAUGCAUAUGGCAUUGAGGGUUCAGUGUCAUGCUUUCAGCACCUUGUUAAUCCCAUUUCAUUUCACUUA